GCGUCCAUUUGGAUAACCAUAACGUCGUUUGUUUUUGUUUACUUGUCAGUUGUCUAGGAUUUUCCUUUUUUUCUUUUUGGUGGUGUCAAGUUUUGAUGUCUCCGUUGCCGAAAGGUGAAGUCCGCCUGUAUUUCGUCCUUUGGUCAUGUUGCUUCCUCUACGCCAUGCUCAAGGUGCACGAGGGUGGAAACCUGUUGAAAAGCGCCAUGUACUCCGGCGAUUUUUCACCCGGUUGGCCAAUUUUCCAGAGGGAAAAAGACGUUUCAGAUUUCGAGUGGUUCCUGUGGACGGGGCUUUGUUUUAAGCUCCUCCCUUGGUUUGGCCUGCACUUGUUUUUAUGCGAACUUAUGAGGCGGAUCGACAGCGAAGCCCUUCCCAUCCUACAUUUCACACUGACCAUUUCUUUCGUCUCAUUCUCUUUCCCGCUUCUUUUCCCUUUGAUUUUAAUUUUCCAAUUUUCAGUUUUUUUCGUCGUCAUGAUAUUCGGGAGCAGGGCGUUUGUCUGGACUCUCGGAGUCACUUUUAUUAUCUUGAUAAACCUCAAUUAUAACACCUUGGGCAGAUUGCUCCAGUUGAGUGAAGAGGAGGUCUCAUUGGUCGCAGUCGCAUGGAGCUGGUUUCACAUCAGAUGCAUAGAUUUUGCUCUGUCUGAAGUCCAUUCUUGCGAAAGCACCGUCAAAAAAUUUCUAUCUUUCCUCGGUUUUGUAUUCUACUUGCCAUGUUUCUUACUCGGCCCUCUCAUCCCUUAUAAGACAUUUAAAGAAAAUCUAUUCUGUCCAUAUAAGCCAUGGACUUUUGACAGGGGUGCCGUCUUGGCGUUUGAUUUGUUCCGAGUGCUCGUCUGGUACGUUGUUUACGAAGCGGGCUCUCAUUUCUUUUACUGCCAUGCGAUGCAUUACCACAUCGAUGAGUUGGUCAGGCUGGGGUUGUGGACGGUCGGCGGCGUCGGGCUGUGCAUGUCUCAGUUUUUCUUUAUUAAGUAUGUCGUCUUGUACGGGUUUUCGAUUGCGAUAGCCAAAGCGGAACGAUACGACGCCCCUCCUACGCCUAGGUGCGUUAACAGGAUCUAUUUAUAUUCCGACAUGUGGAGGCAUUUUGACAGGGGAUUCUAUUUGUUCAUGUUCAGUUCAAUUUAUCGGCCUGUUUGCGGCCGAGAUGUCACGAAGCUGAGCCUGAGGCUGUUUGCCUCUUUUCUAUGCUUUUGUUUCGUCUUUUUAUGGCAUGGAAUCAACAAAACGAUAUUCAUAUGGUCUGUACUUAACUUUGUCGGUGUCGCUCUUGAAGCCGUCGGACGAAUCGCUGCCAAGACGCGGGCCUACGGACGUUUUGAAUCGUCGAUUGACCCGAGGAACAUGAGACGGCUCAAAGCGGUGGUGUGCACGCCCCUCUGGAUUAUGGCUGUCGUAUCGAAUUUCGUCUUUUUCGGUGGACACGAACUAGGACAGGUGUACAUCGAGCAAGUUGUGGGUGGUGAUUUUAAAGUAUUGUUUUCGCUCUUUUCAAUGGGAUACUUUAUGUGCCAAGUGUCGAUGGAGGCAUCUUUAUACAAAAAAGAUUGUAUUAAAAAUGUUAAUGAACAAUUAUGACUUGAAAUGAGAUAUCUUUUGUUUGACUUAAAAAAUCAUUAUACCUGGAUCAAAGAGAAAUCAUAAAUUAUUAUUCUUAAUCCACUGUCUUAGAAUACUUAAUAAUAAAAUUGUAUAGGCAUUUAAUAUGUGAUUUAGUUGUAAUAAGCUCAUGACAUUGUAAGCACCCAAAGCAUUAUUUGAAAUUUUGUCAAUUAAAUUAUAUAAUACUUCAAAUAUUAUGGGCUAACAUAUUUAUUUUCAUAGAUUCAUUCUACAUUUCUAAGCCGCAUAACUUUUCCAGUUCAGAGAAAAAAAAUCUGAAAAUUUUUAUUUUACUAAAAUACAAAUGAGUUAUUUAUUAAAUAUGUUAAUUUAAACUAAUUUACUAGCUAAGAAACAUUGAAAAGCAUCUCAGAAUGUGAUGAAAGUGUGUGACAAUAAUUAUAGAUGUAAAUUUUUAUAAAUGGACUCCAAAAUUGAGUGUAUUUCAUGUCAUUUAGGUUUAAUUGUUAAGGUUAGAUGUUAUCUCUGCUCAAAACUGUGUUAAAUUAUUAUUUUGAAUUAAUUUA
This is a messenger RNA of Cimex lectularius (bed bug), 2137 nucleotides long. It is a transcript of the gene rasp, whose product is annotated as protein-cysteine N-palmitoyltransferase Rasp. Bases 96 to 1586 code for a protein of 496 amino acids. Lineage: Eukaryota; Metazoa; Arthropoda; Insecta; Hemiptera; Cimicidae. The transcript has a single exon. Gene Ontology annotation, biological process: protein palmitoylation. Gene Ontology annotation, cellular component: endoplasmic reticulum. The record is from RefSeq and is a predicted model, not a curated record. Gene Ontology annotation, molecular function: palmitoyltransferase activity.